GUUUCGUUGCAACUGUGGGAUACCGCUGGGCAAGAACGAUUUCGAAGUAUGGCACCGAUGUAUUACCGUGGAGCCUCUGCGGCCAUCAUUGUCUUUGAUUCCUCCAAAGAUUUUGCCUGGGACACAAUUAAGGCUUGGCGAAAGGACCUUCAGACGUAUGCCGAACCUGGUGUUGUGAUUGGUGUUGCUGGCAACAAGACGGAUAUGCCCCGAGCUCUCAGUUUCAACUUGGAAGAAUGCCGUGCUAUGUGCACAGAAUGGGACGCAUCUUUGCAUUUUACCUCCGCCCUUACGGGCGAGGGCGUAAAUGACUUGUUCUUGACGGUUGCAAAACGGAGUGCCUCUUUGGUUGCUGCACAGCAAAAAAAAGAGAACCCCAUCCAGCUAGUCUCCGAACCAAACCCCAAAACUCAGACAUGCUGUGCAUAA
This is a messenger RNA of Aureococcus anophagefferens, 429 nucleotides long. RefSeq lists its product as hypothetical. The transcript is spliced from 2 exons. Lineage: Eukaryota; Pelagophyceae; Pelagomonadales; Pelagomonadaceae. The annotation marks the transcript as partial. The record is from RefSeq and is a predicted model, not a curated record. Gene Ontology annotation, molecular function: GTP binding; GTPase activity.